GUAGCACAUACCCAAUAAAAUUAAUCAUAAAUAUUAGUCCAGAUGUGUACAAACUAACAAGAAUACAACGGUCAUAAUAAAUUAUAAAAAGGUAUUACUACUGUAUAAAUUGGAAUUAUGAGAAUAACAAACCAACACUAAGAGCAGAGCAUCAAUGGCUUCUCCUCAUGUUGUUCUGUUUCCUUUCAUGUCCAAAGGCCAUAUUAUCCCUAUCUUUGACCUUGCUCGUCUCCUUCUCCGCAGUGGAAUUUCCGUCACCGUCUUCACCACUCCGGCAAGCCGUCCUUUUUUCUCCGACUCCCUUUCCAACACCAACGUCAAUAUUAUCGACAUCCCCUUUCCUCAAAAUAUCGAAGGAAUUCCUGUAGGUGUUGAGAGUACUGAUAAACUCCCAUCCAUGUCCCUUUUUGUUCCAUUUGCCUCCGCUACAAAAUCUAUGAAACCCAAUUUCGAACAAGCCUUAGCGUCUCUUUCGCCAGUUACUUUUAUGAUCACGGACAGCUUCCUUCCAUGGACUUUGGACUCUGCAAACAAGUUGGGUAUCCCAAGAUUUGCCUAUUAUGGCAUGACCACUUUUUCCUUGUCCUUAAUGCGUUCCUCCAGUGAUCUCCUACGAACAGAAUUGUCUGAUGAUGAAGUGUUCACACUCCCUGAUUUCCCCUGGAUUAAGCUCACAAGGAAUGACUUUGAUUCACCCUUCAGAGAGCGUGAACCGAAGGGUCCCUUUUUUGAUUUUGCCAUGGAGGAAGCCAUGGCGACCUCUAAAAGCUAUGGUCUAAUUGUCAACAGCUUUUAUGAGCUUGAAUCUGUUUAUGUAGACUAUUUUAAUAGUAAGUUUAGUCCAAAAGCAUGGUGCGUUGGACCCUUUUGUGCAGCGACCGCACCACUACAGCAAAGGUUAGAGAAACCUUCAUACAUCAACUGGCUUGACGGAAUGCUAGAACAGGGGAAGCAUGUUUUAUACGUAGCAUUCGGUACCCAAGCAGAGUUAUCUUCUGAACAAUUCAAGGAAAUCAAAAUUGGGUUGGAGAAAUCUGAAGUGAACUUUUUGUGGGUAGUCAGGAAAAGUAUAGAUGAAGUCGACGACGGGUUCGAAAACAGAGUGAAAAACAGGGGACUGGUGGUGACAGAGUGGGUUGAUCAGAGAGAAAUCUUGAACCACGGGAGUGUUGAAGGUUUUCUAAGCCACUGCGGUUGGAAUUCAGUGAUAGAGAGCAUAUGCGCGAAGGUGCCUAUACUGGCAUGGCCAAUGAUGGCUGAUCAACACCUGAAUGCAAGGAUGGUGGUGGAGGAAAUCAAGAUUGGGCUAAAGGUUGAGACGCGUGAUGGGUCAGUGAGAGGAUUCGUGAAGUGUGAAGGUUUGGAAAAGCCGAUAAGGGAGUUGAUGGAAGGUGACAAAGGUAAAGAGGCAAGGAAGAAGGUGAAUGAGAUUGGAGAGGCAGCCAUUAAUGCAGUCAAAGAAGGUGGAUCAUCAUGGCAAACGUUGAACGACCUUAUUCUUGAGUUAACUACAAGAAGAAAUGUUUGAACUGUGAAUUUCUUUGUUGGUGGGGAGUAGGCUACCUACCUUUUCUUUAAGAAAUAUUUACGACUUUAUAUGAAGCAUUUUGAUGUUUGUUUUUUCCUAAAUAUUUUCCCAUUAAGUUUCUAAGUGUCGUUCUCUUUUUUUCCUUUCUUCAAUUUUUUUUUUUUAGAUUUUUAGUAUACACGUGGGAGAGGGAGGGGCUUGCAAGACAAGAUAUAGUAUCCUCACGAAAAAAAUAAAAUGAAAAUUCAAGUAAAAAACCAACUGGACUACUAAGAUUCUCUGUUUCUAUCGUGAUUGAUUUCCUAAGCUGUGGAUACAGCUUUUCUCUUUUACAAAACAACAUUAAGUUGACGGAAACAUAGCUUACACUAGAUUCCAGAAAGAGAUUUGAGUUGAAUUCAAGAAUAAAAUCUUUUAAGAACUCUUCAAAGAGAUAAACUCGUGGAAUUCAACCAGACAAUAAAAUCUUCAUAUGUAGCUAAGUUAUCAACCAAAAAUUCUCAUGUUCUUAAAAGUUAUUAGGAACAAGUUUUACAUCAUGUUCUCUCCUUUAUUAUGUAAAACUUGUUCAAAAUAACAUGAUCACUAGCUAUCCAAACAUGACUCGUAAUAUAAUUAUAUCAAUCGUUCAAAGAAGCAAUUGUCAAGUAUAAAAUCCACUCAAGUGGAUUUUAACGAAGCUAGUGAUCAUGUUAUUUUAUAUAAAUCGUUCAAACAUGACUGCAAACAAGAAUAUCAAAUAUGAUUUGAUUCUUGUUCAACUAUAGCUUGUGUAGCAAUACAAACCAGUAAACAUAAGAAGAUAGGAAACAAAUACAAAAAUGAGGGAAGGAGAAAAACAGGAAUGUCGAGCACAGAACAAAAUGGAAACUGAAAUGGCAAACUGGUUAAGUACUAGUUCACAAUCACCUGGAGAUAUUUUUUAUAAGGUUAUUUUCCCAAUGCGUUCAUUAAUCAUUCAACACGAGAACGACUAGAUUUUCCAACAGGCAGCAGCACAUCAAAAACGGUUCAAUUCAACAUUUCCUUGCAGCUUAGUUAAGUAUACUAUAAAGAUUAAAAAACAGUAGCAUUAGUCUUCAACUGGUCUCAAACUCUAUAAAGGGGGUCCGGAACAGAAAUUGAAUAUACCUUGGGAAACUUUAAAGUUAUUU
Solanum tuberosum (potato) is the source of this 2682-nucleotide messenger RNA. RefSeq names its product UDP-glycosyltransferase 90A1-like. Bases 155 to 1528 code for a protein of 457 amino acids. The transcript has a single exon. The record is from RefSeq and is a predicted model, not a curated record. Lineage: Eukaryota; Viridiplantae; Streptophyta; Magnoliopsida; Solanales; Solanaceae. Gene Ontology annotation, molecular function: UDP-glucosyltransferase activity.